UCGAUGGAAAACUUCCGAAACCCUAACUUUCCAUUAGUGGCUGAAAUUUUACAGUGGCUUAUGAUUAGAUUUGAUCCAUCGAUUGAGAUAUUUGGAGACAUUGACACAGAACAGGAUCGGGUCAUCUUUAUUAGAUCCUGUGCUCAGACAAUGGCAACAAAGGCUCAAAUUAAUUUAAACACAAAAAAGUUGUAUAUGUCUGACGGACACGCAGUUCAAGAACUUCUUAAAAUAUCGCAACUUUUAUACGAAGCGUCCAAACAAUCGGAUCCAACAAAUACUGAAGAAAGCGAUACAACAGAUAAUGUGUUGUCUGAAUCAACAAUACAUUCAAAAUUGAAUGAACUCAAAGUGUCCCGUCAGUUGACAUCAGAGAUCACCCAAAGGGGCGCCAAUUUGUAUGACUUACUCGCACAGGAAAUUCAAAUCAGAGAACAAAGGGCAUCAGUGAUGGCCCGACAGCUGGAAAUUCCCGAAAUUGAGAGAAGUAUUAGAGAAUCGAUUCGUGAUCUUCAGAAUGAGAUCGAGAAUAUAAACUAUAAGAUCGAUAACGUGGCCGCAGAUGAGGCCAAUCUAGACGUCAAGAUUGAGAGGAAAAAAGCAGAAUUAGAUAGAAAUCAAAAGAGAUUACAAACCCUUCGUUCCGUUCGUCCGGCGUUUAUGGAUGAAUACGAGAAACUGGAGGAAGAGUUGGCCUCCAUUUACGAGCUCUAUAUAACUAAGUUUAGAUGCCUUUCCUUUUUGGAGCAACAGUUAGAGGAAAUUGAAGAAACAGAACUUCAAAAGAUUCACGUCUUUAUAAAUAAUCACUUGAUAUUAGAGUUAUUUUUAACAGAAUUUCUGUAUCGACAGCAAAGAGAGGAGCAAAUCAAGCAAAUGGUGGAUCAGAUGAAACAGGAGGAGCUGUUGAGGACAGAGACAGAGACCGGCGCUGCGGAUGACAUACUCGAUGGCAACGACGACGAGGGCAGCGAUGAGAUCGACGAUAAUUUGGGUCCGGAAAAGGAGAAGACGAGACGACCCAUGAAUACCGUGACUCUCAAUAAGAGUCGAGACGCCACAACUGGAAGGGUUCGCAUGUUUGGGUCGCUUCUGGAUGAGGAGAAAGACGAUAGUCUGGACUCGGAUUUAGAUUUGGAUGAAGACGACGAUGCGUCAGAUCUGGACAGUGAGGAUGAGAUGGAAAUUAUGAAUCUGACAAACAAUCGCAAACCAGAGCCCAAAAAGCCUAACGAAGACACACAGAAACCAAAUAAUAAUCCCAACGAUAGUGACAAUGAUUUCUAA
Molecule: messenger RNA, 1287 nt
Organism: Oppiella nova
Lineage: Eukaryota; Metazoa; Arthropoda; Arachnida; Sarcoptiformes; Oppiidae
Source: the annotation of a GenBank genome assembly